AAAUGCACGCGAGGCCCUCAGUGCAUAUUUAUUCUCAUUUAAACAGCAUGUUUAUUUACAAGAUAAAACAAGAGAAUUUCUGAUUAAAGUAAUGGAAUUGGUCGGAAAUUACUUACUUUCUCUGUUAAACGUUUGCUAUUUGUUAGCUUGAGCUGGUUAGCAGUGCUUACCUGCUAGCUGACCAUGAAAACAAAGACCGCCAGGGUGACAGAACAAAUAAUUGUGUAGUUAUUAAAUGUAUUAAUAAUAUGUCCAGAGUUAUGUUUAACAGAUUAAUUGCGUAUUUAUAUUAUUUUCAUGAUAUGUAUUUAAUUAUAAAUAGAAUAUUUAGCUAAGUAUUCCACAUUCCCAAACAUUUAAACUUGAUGCACUUUAUUUUCAUUAUUUUUGUACAUUGUAAAGCUGCAGUAAAAUAAAUGUUUUAAAACAAUCCACAUAAAUUGUUUAGAUGGACAGAGACAGCAGCACCACCAUAUGACCCCAGGCACCUAAGUCUUACAGACCCAGCAUGAUGAUGGAGACGAAAGUUUUAAUGACCAGGAGGAUGGCAAUGGCUUCAAAGACAAUUAACGAGAGCAGGACAUUUACCUUCCUAUUGCCAACGUUGCUCGCAUCAUGAAGAAUGCCAUUCCACAGACUGGAAAAAUUGCGAAAGCUACAAAGGAAUGUGUGCAAGAGUGCGUUAGCGAGUUUAUCAGCUUCAUCACAUCUGAAGCCAGCGAACGAUGCCAUCAAGAGAAACGCAAGACCAUAAAUGGCGAGGACAUCUUGUUUGCCAUGUCCACACUGGGUUUUGAUAUGUAUGUGGAGGCCCGCAAACUCUACCUGCAGAAGUUCAGAGAAGUGAUGAAGGGUGAGAAAGGCAUCAAUCCAGUAACAGUCACAGAGGGCCUCGGAGAAGAGCUCACAGAUGACAGUUUCACCGGUCAGCUGCCUGCUGGACUGAUCACUGCAGAUGGCCAGCAACAGAACAUGAUGGUGUACACCACCUCAUACCAACAGAUAUCUCACCUGUGAUGAAGAGUCCUUCUCACCUCCAACUUUGGCAUCUACACUUCCUGUUUUAUGAGAUGGCUGGGAAUCUGAAGAAAUUACAUAUAAAAUGUAUAUAUAUGUACAAACGACUGCCG
Myxocyprinus asiaticus (Chinese sucker) is the source of this 1130-nucleotide messenger RNA. RefSeq names its product nuclear transcription factor Y subunit beta-like. The transcript has 7 exons. Gene Ontology annotation, cellular component: nucleus; CCAAT-binding factor complex. Gene Ontology annotation, molecular function: RNA polymerase II cis-regulatory region sequence-specific DNA binding; protein heterodimerization activity; DNA-binding transcription activator activity, RNA polymerase II-specific. The record is from RefSeq and is a predicted model, not a curated record. Gene Ontology annotation, biological process: regulation of transcription by RNA polymerase II. The coding region runs from base 616 to 1017 and encodes 133 amino acids. NCBI's taxonomy places the organism in Eukaryota, Metazoa, Chordata, Actinopteri, Cypriniformes, Catostomidae.